Molecule: messenger RNA, 8998 nt
Organism: Xiphias gladius (swordfish)
Lineage: Eukaryota; Metazoa; Chordata; Actinopteri; Istiophoriformes; Xiphiidae
Gene: pi4kaa
Product: phosphatidylinositol 4-kinase, catalytic, alpha a
Exons: 54
Coding region: 170-6550 (2126 amino acids)
Biological process (GO): phosphatidylinositol-mediated signaling; phosphatidylinositol phosphate biosynthetic process
Cellular component (GO): cytoplasm; plasma membrane
Molecular function (GO): 1-phosphatidylinositol 4-kinase activity
Source: RefSeq, a predicted model, not a curated record
AUCGAGAUCUAGGUAUUCUAGUGUUUUAGAUCUUAGCAUUUUGCAUCGUGACCUUGCUUCGCGCUGUUGGGUCUCUGCGCUCGCCGUAGUUGUCAGUGCGGACUCCUUCUCGGGACAAAUGAAAGAAGAUGUCUGUGUUUGCGCAGCAGCGUUGAGGCAUUUUUAAAACAUGUCCGUCAAUGGAGGAGGAAGCAGAGGAUUUUACUUCAACACCGUCUUGUCCUUGGCUCGGUCGCUGGCGGCUCACCGGCAGGCACCGAUAGACAAGGUCCAGAAGCUACAAUGCAUGUGCCCUGUGGACUUCAGAGGAGUCUUCCAGCUGGAUGAGAGGAGGAGAGAUGCAGUCAUUGCACUGGGAAUUUUCCUAGUGGAGUCAAACCUGCAGCACAAAGAUGCUAUCGUCCCCUACCUUCUCGGGUUGCUUAAAGGGCUUCCUAAGGUUCAGUGGAUUGAAGAAAGCUCGGAACGCAAAGGUAGAGAAACACUUCCUGUUGCGGAGAACUUCAGCUUUUGUUUCGUAACGCUGCUCUCAGAUGUUGCUCAACGUGAUGAGACCUUGCGAGGACAGAUCCUGGAGGCGCUCAUGGACAUCAUGCAGGUGCUGCAAGACAUCUGCAAGGAUCCAGAGUCUCAUGAUAAAGAAUACCUGUGCAGGUACACUGUACCCACCCUGCUCGGCGUUGCCCGAGCAUUUGGCCGAUACAGCAACACCGACGAGCCUUUACUCUCCAAGCUGUUCCCUCGACCAGUUGCUCCUUUGCUGCCUACAGGCGAUGAUAGUGACGCUGCCCACCGGAGGUCUUUCAACGACUUCCGUUCCAUCCUGCCAAGCUCUUUGCUCACGGCCUGUCAGGGAGACACUCUGAGACGCAAAGGCUCCUCAGUGUCCAGCGUGUCGCAACAGGCCAGUCCAGAGAGAGCAGGCCUGACCCCCAUCUCACCUGCUGAUCCCUCUGCCCAGUACUUUGAAGGCUCAUACCUACCCGAUGGCAGUGCCGUGGACCCUGAUUACUACUUCUCCACCAUCAGCUCCAGCUUCUCUCUCUCCCCUCUUUUCACCGGGAGCAGCUCUGGAGAGUUCCAUGUCCCUCUGGACAUGCUCAGACAACUCCUUCACAUGGUUGAACAGUUUGUCUCUGAGUCAUUUUUAAAAUCACUGGAUGACACCUUGGCAGAACUUAUAGAGUUGAGUCCUGGUCUUCAUCUCUACUACAAAACCUUCAGUGAUCCCCUGUAUGUAGCCAUAUUUAAGAUGCUAAGAGACACCCUGUACAAUUUGAAAGACCUGCAGACAGACUAUGUGAAGGAGGUUCAUGACUUUGUGCUGGAGCAGUUCAGCAGCAGCCAGUCGGAGCUGCAGAGGAUCCUGCACGAUGUGGAGUACCUCCAGAGUGAACUGAGCCCGCUCAAACUGCGCUGUCAGGCCAAUGCUGCGUGUGUGGACCUCAUGGUGUGGGCUGUUACAGAAGAGCAGGGAGCUGAGAACCUUUGCACCAAACUAUCAGAGAAGCUGCAGUCUAAGACGUCCAGUAAAGUCAUCAUCGCUCACAUGCCCCUCCUCAUUUGCUGCUUACAGGGCUUGGGUCGCUUGUGUGAGCGCUUUCCUGUGGUGGCCCACUCUGUCACCAUGUCACUGAGAGACUUUUUGGUGGUGCCCUCUCCCGUUUUGGUGAAGCUGUACAAAUACCACAGCCAGUGCACUCCAGGGGGUGGUGAGAUAAAGAUCCACGUGACGAACGAACAUUCCCAGUCAACCCUCAGCACCCAUUCUAGCAAGAAGAGCCAGCCCUCUAUGUACGAGCAGCUGCGGGACAUCUCCAUAGAUAACAUCUGCAGGUGCCUGAAAGCAGGACUGACUAUGGAUAAUGUCAUUGUAGAAGCUUUUCUCGCCAGUCUGUCUAACCGUCUCUACAUCUACCAGGAAAAUGACAAGGAUGCCCACUUGAUCCCCGACCACACCAUCAGGGCUCUGGGUCACAUUUCUGUGGCCCUGCGGGACACCCCCAGGGUAAUGGAGCCCAUCCUGCAGAUCCUACAGCAGAAGUUCUGUCAGCCGCCCUCCCAGCUUGAUGUCCUCAUCAUAGACCAGCUUGGCUGCAUGGUCAUCACAGGCAAUCAAUACAUCUACCAGGAGGUGUGGAAUUUGUUCCAGCAGAUCAGUGUCAAGGCCAGUUCCAUGGUCUACUCUACCAAGGACUACAAGGACCAUGGAUACAGACACUGUUCCUUGGCUGUGAUAAAUGCCCUGGGCAACAUAGCAGCAAACGUUCAGGCUGAGCAGAUGGUGGACGAGCUGCUGGUCAACCUGCUGGAGCUUUUUGUUCAACUGGGCUUGGAAGGGAAGAGAGCCAGUGAGAGAGCCUCAGACAAGGGUCCAGCUCUGAAGGCAUCAAGCAGUGCUGGAAACCUCGGUGUUCUUAUUCCAGUUAUUGCAGUGCUGACAAAGAGGUUGCCACCAAUUAAGGAAGCAAAGCCACGUCUGCAGAAGCUCUUCAGGGACUUCUGGCUCUACUCUGUUGUCAUGGGAUUUGCGGUUGAGGGUUCAGGGCUGUGGCCAGAGGAAUGGUAUGAAGGAGUUUGUGAGAUUGCGACCAAAUCACCGCUGCUCACGUUUCCCAGUGGAGAGCCUCUACGCUCGGAGCUGCAGUACAACUCUGCGCUGAAGAACGACACUGUCACCCAGGCGGAGCUGAAUGAUCUGCGAAGUACCAUCAUCAACCUGCUGGAUCCUCCUCCGGAGGUGGCUGCUCUCAUUAACAAAUUGGACUUUGCCAUGUCGACGUAUUUGCUGUCUGUUUACAGAUUGGAGUACAUGAGGAUGCUGCGCUCUCUGGACUCUGAUCGUUUUCAGGUCAUGUUUCGAUACUUUGAAGACAGAGCAAUACAGAAGGAUAAAUCUGGCAUGAUGCAGUGUGUGAUUGCUGUCAGUGACAAGGUUUUUGAGGUCUUCUUGCAGAUGAUGGCAGAAAAACCUAAAACCAAAGCCCACGAGGAGGAGCUGGAACGCCACGCUCAGUUCCUCCUGGUCAACUUCAAUCACAUCCACAAGAGGAUCCGCAGAGUGGCUGACAAAUAUUUGUCCGGCCUGGCUGAAACUUUCCCCCACUUGCUAUGGAGUGGCCGUGUACUGAAGACCAUGUUGGACAUCCUGCAGACGCUCUCCCUCUCGCUCAGUGCGGACAUCCAUAAAGAUCAGCCUUAUUACGACAUCCUAGACACGCCGUACAGAAUCAUGGUCCCAGACACAUAUGAGGCCAGAGAGAGCAUAGUGAAGGAUUUUGCUGCUCGCUGUGGGGAGAUCCUUAAAGAGGCUAUGAAGUGGGCUCCAUCUGUGACCAAGUCCCACUUACAGGAGUAUCUGAACAAACAUCAGAACUGGGUGUCGGGUCUCUCCCAGCACACAGGCCUGGCCAUGGCCACAGAAAGCAUCCUGCACUUCGCCGGUUAUAACAGACAGAGCACAACUCUGGGGUCCACUCAGCUGACUGAAAGGCCAGCCUGUGUGAAGAAGGACUACUCCAACUUCAUGGCCUCCCUCAACCUCAGGAACAGAUACGCAGGAGAGGUAUCAGGUAUGAUCCACUUCGCCCAGGCAGUUCGAGGACAGUCUGAUUUGAGCCGGAUGAUGAUCAAGCAGAUGGGAGAGGCUCUGGACUCUGCACAGCCUGAGGCCUUCACUGAGGCCAUGUUCAAACUGGCUGCUUUGCUCAUCAGCACCAAAGACUGUGAUCCUCUGCUUCUGCACCACCUCUGCUGGUCUCCUCUCAAGAUGUUUACAGAGCAUGGCAUGGAAACCGCUAUCGCUUGCUGGGAGUGGUUGCUGGCAGCACGUGCUGGAGCGGAAGUACCUUUUAUGCGAGAGAUGGCGGGAGCGUGGCAGAUGACCGUGGAGCUGAAGAUGGGAUUGUUCUCAGACGCUCAGGUGGAGGCUGACCCUCUGGCUGCAUCAGAGGAAAGCCAGCCUAUCCCCUGCCCUCCAGAUGUUACCCCUCACCACAUAUGGAUCGAGUUUCUAGUCCAGAGGUUUGAGAUAGCUAAGUAUUCCAGCGCAGAUCAAGUGGAGAUCUUUUGCAGUUUACUUCAACGCUCGCUGUCUCUCAACGUAGGGGGGGCUAAGAGUAGCCUCAACCGACAUGUAGCUGCUAUUGGACCUCGUUUCAGACUCCUGACUCUGGGCCUGGCUCUGCUCCACUCUGACGUCGUCACCAAUGCAACUGUGAGGAAUGUGCUCCGAGAGAAAAUCUAUUCUACAGCCUUUGAUUACUUCAGCGUGUCCCCAAAGUUUCCGACCCAAGGUGACAAGCGUCUCCGUGAGGACAUCUGCAUCAUCAUCCGUUUCUACGCCAGCAUCCUGUCCGACAAGAAGUACCUGGCAGCGUGCCACCUGGUCCCACCUGGUGAGCUUGGUACUACCCCAGCCCCGAGCACGCUCUCUGCUGGGAUUUUUGGAUCGCUUAUCGUGUCCAGCACUUCUCCGAUAUCUAUCUUAAAUAAUCAGGACCCGUCCUUGAACAGUCUGUCAGUGAUGAAUGCGGCUGACCUCAGGAGCAACAUGGACUCCAGCUCUCGCUCCCAGCAGAGCAGCCAGGGAUGGAUCAACACCUACCCGCUGUCCAGUGGCAUGUCCACCGCAUCCAAGAAAUCAGGCACAUCCAAGAAGAGUAACAGAGGGACGCAGCUUCACAAAUACUACAUGAAACGCAGGACUCUGUUGCUGGCCUUACUGGCCAGCGAGAUCGAACGCCUGACGACGUGGUACAACCCCCUCUCCACCGCGGAACUGGCCAUCGCCACAGAGCAGUCGGUGGAGACCAGCAUCGCCAACUGGAGGUCCAAAUACAUCAGUCUCACUGAGAAACAGUGGAAGGACAACGUCAACCUGGCCUGGAGUAUCGCACCUUACCUGGCUAUGCAGUUACCAACAAGGUUUAAGAAUGACGCCAUUGUCGCUGAAGUGACCAGGCUGGUGAGACUGGACCCUGGAGCAGUCAGUGAUGUACCUGAGGCCGUCAAGUUCCUGGUGACGUGGCACACUAUUGAUGCAGACUCUCCUGAGCUGAGCCAUAUCCUGUGUUGGGCCCCAGCAGACCCACCCACCGGUCUAUCCUACUUUAGCAGCAUGUACCCUCCUCAUCCUCUCACUGCUCAGUAUGGGGUUAAGGUGCUGCGCUCCUUUCCUCCAGACGCCAUCUUGUUCUACAUUCCUCAGAUUGUCCAGGCUCUCCGUUACGAUAAGAUGGGUUACGUGAGAGAGUACAUCCUGUGGGCAGCACAGAAGUCUCAGCUUCUUGCCCACCAGUUCAUCUGGAACAUGAAGACCAACAUUUUCAUGGAUGAGGAGGGACACCACAAAGAUCCUGACAUCGGGGAGCUGUUGGAGCAGAUGGUCGAGGAGAUCAUAGGUUCUCUGUCGGGUCCGGCCAAGGACUUCUACCAGAGAGAGUUUGACUUCUUCAACAAGAUCACCAACGUGUCCGCCAUUAUCAAGCCAGUUCCAAAGGGAGAGGAGAGAAAAAGAGCCUGUCUCAAAGCCCUGUCCGAUAUCAAAGUCCAACCAGGCUGCUACCUGCCAAGCAACCCUGAAGCUAUAGUGCUGGACAUUGACUACAAAUCUGGAACACCCAUGCAGAGUGCUGCCAAGGCGCCCUAUCUGGCCAAGUUUAAGGUGAAACGCUGUGGGGUGAGCGAAUUGGAGAGGGAGGGUCUCCGCUGCCCCUCAGACUCCCUGGAAGACGGAGAGGAGAAUCCAGACGGAUCACGCAGGGUUUGCUGGCAGGCCGCCAUCUUUAAAGUGGGAGAUGACUGCAGACAGGACAUGCUCGCUCUGCAGAUCAUUGGGCUUUUUAAGAAUAUCUUUCAGCUGGUGGGCCUGGAUCUGUUUGUCUUCCCGUACAGAGUGGUGGCUACCGCACCAGGGUGUGGCGUGAUUGAGUGCAUUCCAGACUGUAAGUCCCGAGACCAACUUGGCAGACAGACGGAUUUUGGGAUGUACGAUUACUUCCGUAACCAGUACGGCGAUGAAUCCACCCUCGCCUUCCAGAAGGCCCGGUAUAAUUUCAUCCGCAGCAUGGCCGCCUACAGCCUCCUGCUGUUCCUGCUGCAGAUCAAGGACAGGCACAACGGCAACAUCAUGCUGGACAGCAAGGGCCACCUCAUCCACAUAGACUUCGGCUUCAUGUUUGAGAGCUCCCCCGGUGGGAACCUGGGCUGGGAGCCAGACAUCAAACUGACCGAUGAGAUGGUGAUGAUCAUGGGAGGAAAGAUCGAGGCCACUCCUUUCAAAUGGUUCAUGGAGAUGUGUGUCAGAGGAUAUCUGGCUGUACGACCCUACAUGGAUGCAGUGGUUUCUCUAGUGACCCUCAUGCUGGACACUGGCCUACCAUGCUUCAGAGGACAAACCAUUAAACUCCUCAAAGGACGGUUCAAUCCGCACAUGAGCGAGAAAGAAGCAGCGGCGUUCAUCAUCAAAGUCAUCCAAAGCUGUUUCCUCAGUAGCAGGAGCAAAACGUACGACAUGCUGCAGUAUUACCAGAACCAAAUUCCUUACUGAGGAUCUUCCACUGGACCUGUGCUGUACGUCCAACACAAAGGUCUCUACACAAGCAAAGCAGACCUCCUCUUGGUUGAUUUUUGUUUUUGUUUUUGUUUUAAACCGACACGGCGGUGGAUCCGCCGUACAGAUGGCCCAGGCUGAUCUGUAGAAACACCACUCUGCUCACUCUGCUCCUGUGAGACAGACAAUAAUGUGGCACUUUGAUCCGUAUUCUCCAAUUUUACCGUCAGUUGUCAGAUUUUCUAAUGUACAUCUGAGUUUUAAAGUAGUUCUUCACUUAACUUGAGAGUAAAGGACAAUGUAUGACUUUAACCAAAAGAGGUAUUUGAAUCACCCUUUAAGUGUUUUCUUCUUGAUGCUGUUCUUUGUUACUCAGCAAACAUUAACUAAACUAUCACACUAGAGGAAGAUGGCCAUAACAGCAGCCAUAUUUAUAGUGUUUGUCAAAGCAGCCGUUAUAAUCGUUGUUAUCCUUUUGUGAUUAUGCUGUUAUCCACUUUUAUGCACUUUACAGAUCACAGUAUUUCAUUGGCGUCACCUGCCUGUGAUCAAGAAACAGAGAUUAAAAACAAUGUGCAGUUUAAUCAACCGAUAGAUUUCAAUUGAUUUUAGUAGAACACAAGCCAGUGUUAUCAAGUAGAUCGAAAAUCAGUGCAGGAAUCAAUCAGCAUUUAAUCGAACAGUGGUCUUUAGAAAUGUAAGUUUAUUUAGAGAAUUAAAGGUAAUUAUGCUGUAGUUAUUUACUGUGGAAUAUUUACUGUAGGGUCACAUCAAGAUCACAGGUGUUUUUCAGUGAUUUACGUGGAACUUGUAGAAUUAUAUGCGAAGAACAUAUAUAUAUAUCAGAAUAUUUUGUAAACUUUUAACUGUGCUACUUUGAUGCUUAUCCUCAAAGUCAGUCGUUUUAAAGCCUCCUCAUCUCAGCUUGUAGGUGAAAUCUGUUAUAUGGAGGCAGUUUGCCACGACAGGAACUUAGCGACCCAUGACGUGAACUUUUAAGACCCAGCAAGGCCUCGAUGCUGCAGGUCCUGCCUUGUGUUUCCGCUCUGUUUGGUGGCCGAGCGGAGUUGCGUAGUUAGCGCUAGUAGCGGCUAAUGUAACCUGGAGCCUGCAGCAGAGACGGGGGGGGGCUACAUAGGUCUGGUCAGCUCACUCCCUUCAAACGCCACACCUCCAUUUUGUUUUUGUUUUUUUAACCUUUCAAACUUGAACCUUUCACUCAGGUGACAUCACUUAAGGACAUUUAUCGGACUUCACACAGCUCCCUCUGCAGACACUGAAGGCCUAAUACAACUUUUUAAAACCUUUUUAAUUAAUCUUUAAAUGAAUCUUUUAAUCCAGCUGGACAUUCUGGAUCAAUUUUCACUGUCUCACUGGUCCCCCCCAUGCUGUUUUAAUGCAGAUCUUUUUUUCGCUCUGAAAUAACACUAAAAUCGGCAGAGCUCCCCCUUUAAUCAUCGCCGCGUUGCAAGCGGGCAUUAGCGUUCCUUCCCUCGCGAGUCCCUGGAACUUUAGGCUUUAGUAUCACCUCCUGCAGCAGUGCUGCCAUUUAGCUCCGGAGCAGGGAACAGUGGAAAUAAAAAGCAGAACCUGUGACGACGGUCGCAAGUCAAGUUACGGGUCGUUAAGUUCCCGUGGCGGGAAAAGGCCGGGAGGAAGGAGUUGACGCGGCACACGUGGUAGAGCGGGAGCUCUCUGGCUGCUCUACGCCACAGCCCGCACGUCUCAGAUAGAAACCGAGACACACAGUAUUUUUGUCCCCCGUCAGAACACAGGUGCUCCUCAUGUAUGCAAACCCUUCACCGUCUUGCAAACAUCCCUCUCUGAGUGUGUGUGUGUUACAUCAAACCUGUUGGGUUUGGAUUUUAUUGGAUGACCUCGCUGUUACCGAUGCAGAUGAUGAUUAUACCUAAAAAAAAAAAAAAAAAAAAAAAGCCAUUUCUCCUACCCCUUGGUAGAAUCACAACUGUAGUAAUACUUGACAAAAAACCCCCAAACUUUAUGCAAUAUAUUCAUGUAUAUUGAUACUGUAUCUAUGUGCUAAACUGCUAUAAUGCCUUCCAUCCCAGUGUCUGAUGUUGCAGCUACGACAUACGACAUCGUUUCAAGUACGUGGUCUAAUGGCUUGUAAAGAGACUUGAUGAGGCUGUUGUUGCUGUGAUUAAUUCUCGACGAAGCCGUUUUUAAGCCUAGUUGAUUUUAUUGAGUUGCUGUCAUUUUAAAUAUGUCAGUCAUCCCUUAUGUCCCCUGUAUCAGUGAACCAGAAGUGUUGGUUGGGACACACACACACACACACACACACUGUACGAGUCUGUGUGGUUUUUGUUUGUAUAUUCUCAGUUUGUGGCGACAUCAUUGCCAGUUCAGUUGAAGAUCACGUCUGUUAUUCUGACCAUGUGUGAAAACUGCUGAUUUCCAGAUUAAAUGUGUGUACGUUUCAUCCGU